GAGUGCUCCUUUGUCCGGACCCACUUUUUAUUAUGGGUGGCUGUCCACCAACUGACGGACUUCUGAUUCUUUUACAGUGCCAUCAUUCCAUGAUGGGAACUCACAUCACUAAUGAGUACUGAGUCUUUCAUCACAGGGACACAUCAACAUCUGAUUCCGUCAGCAGAUUAUGACCAUGUCAAGUCUGGAACCAGAUGUCUCCGAGAAGCCAGACUCUCCAAGUCUUGACCAUGGAAUCAAUUUGGAGUCUGGCCAGACUGGCAUCCUACGCGACACUCCAGCGGACAUAGGUGCCACAAGCAAGGAAUACGAAAGCAAGCAGUCCUACAUCCAGGGUCUCAGGUUGAAUCUAAUAAUCGCUGCGGUUUGCUUGUGUUUGUUCCUCACGAAUCUGGAGAUUCCAAUAGUCACCACUGCUUUGAUCGGAAUUACCGAUGACCUCGGAGGGUUCAGCAAGGCUAGUUGGAUGAUAUCGGCAUACCUUCUCGGUUAUGUUGGCGUACUCAUCAUAUUCGCAAAGUUCAGCGACAUCUUCGGAAGAAAGUCGAUGCUCUUGCUGGCCGUUAUCAUCUUUGGCGUCUUUUCAGGAGCCUGCGGGGCUGCUCAGACCAUCGACCAACUUAUCGUCUUCCGGGCCUUUCAAGGAAUUGGCGGAGCGGGAAACUAUUCCAUAUCUACUGUGAUAUUGAUGGAGCUUGUGCCGUCUGAAAAAUACGCCGGAUUGACCACUUUCGUAUCUGUAUUCUACUCGUUGUCGUUGCUGCUAGGCCCUGUUUUGGGAGGGGUCAUUAGUGAAAACACGACAUGGAGGUGGAUAUUCCUGCUGAAUGUGCCCGGUGCGGCAUUGGCCGCGCUGAUUAUUAUCUUUGCCAUGCCAAACGGGUUUCCGCACCACGGAGUGCCGCAGGACGAAAGGCCGAGUUCCCCCCGAGUAUCAGCCGGGAGUGUCUUUCAGCGCCUCGAUCUUGUCGGCGCCAUUCUGCUUCUCAUUGCUACAUUGUUCCUCGUGGCAGCGCUGGAGGAAGCAGACGUCAACUACCCAUGGAGGUCGCCUUUCGUGAUUACAUUGUUGACAAUCUCUGGUAUUUGCUGGAUGGCUUUCCUCUUAUGGUCUCGUCGCAUCACCCUUCGGCAGCGGUCAGAAGUCCGUGAGCCUGUAUUCCCUUGGCGAUUCGCCCAGAAUCGUGUUCUGGUUGGCAUGUUAUUGAGUGCGAUCUUCCUUGGUGGACCAUGGUUUUGCGCCAUCUUUCAGCUCCCGCAGCGGUAUCAAAUCGUGAACUCCUUGCAACCACUUGACGCCGGAGUCAGACUCAUACCAUUCACGCUCGCCGCGCCAGUCGGUUCUAUAGUUUCCGCAGUGCUGGCGAAGGCCGCUAAGAUCCCUCCACUAUAUCUCGUUAUUUUCGCUGCGGUGCUACAGGUCAUCGGGUUCUCACUUCUGUCGACUAUUCCGGAAUCGACUCAUAUCAUUGCCGCACAGUACGGGUAUCAAAUCAUAGCUGGCUUCGGAUGCGGCAUCAAUAUUUCACUCUUCCUUGUGAUGACACCAUUCCGCGUCCAGGAACGUGAUAAGGCGGUCGCAUUAGGAUCAGUUGGUCAGUUUCGAGUCAUGGGGGGCGUGAUUGGUCUCGCUAUUAUUACAAGUGCCUUCAAUGGCCUGGUAAGGGGCCAACUCAACGAUCUGAUUCCUGCAUCAGAGCUCGAGACACUUCUGAAAUCGCCCGAAACAAUUUCCUCAUUUGCCCAAGACGUCCAACAAAUCAUCCGAAAGACGUUCGCUGAGGGAUACACUCUACAAAUCAAAAUCUUGGCGGGUCUAGCGGCAGGACAAAUUCCAGCCGCCCUGCUGAUGUGGGAAAAGGACCAAAUUAGGGUGUGAUCAAAUGUCAAGUUCCUCAUAUGAAGCCCUAUGCUGCGAUCCUACGAUUUCUGGAACGAGUGCUAUGGUUCUAUCAAAUUGUAUAUAUCUAGGUGGAAUGACAGGAAGCCGCAAAUUUGUGGAACUUCCCGUUGAUGGAUGCUUAAAACCGGUAAAUCUCGGUUCUGCUCACCCAUUGGAGGCGUAGGGGGCGGUCGACGAAGGUCUGACCCUCGGUUAUUCAACCAAACGCACAGUUCGACGCGCGGAAGAGGGCAAUGGCAUAUCCACGCCCAAGACCGCUUAGAAUUCAUAUCAAAGCCCACGUGGUCUUCA
This is a messenger RNA of Diaporthe batatas, 2194 nucleotides long. RefSeq lists its product as uncharacterized. Bases 170 to 1879 code for a protein of 569 amino acids. Gene Ontology annotation, biological process: transmembrane transport. Gene Ontology annotation, molecular function: transmembrane transporter activity. The record is from RefSeq and is a predicted model, not a curated record. Lineage: Eukaryota; Fungi; Ascomycota; Sordariomycetes; Diaporthales; Diaporthaceae. The transcript is spliced from 7 exons.